CGGGAAACGGGAUACCACGAGUCCCGCACUCAGGGGUGAUCUUUAGACCUAUUUCCUCUUCCAACCUUGACGCAUUGACAAAAAAUGCAAAGCAGUCUUUCUAGAGUCGAUACGCUAGCGUUGUUGCCAGUUGUUUUGUCUCGACCUUUUUCGUCCAUCCCACAGAGAUCUAUCUGCAAGCCUUGCCACGUCUCUCACAUUUGAUUGCUUCCCUCUACAAAUAUGGGCGACGCAACUUUGAUAUCGCCGCAAUGCACGGAGUCUGAAACUGUCCGACGGCCCAUCAGGAUCGCGAACUGCGCUGGGGCGAAGCCCGACUCGGGUAUUCACAUGCUCAACCAGACCCUGUAUAGCAAUGCCGAUGUCAUUACUGGGGAUUACCUCGCCGAGAUGAACCUGGCUUCCAACGCAACAGCAUUCAAGGCGGGAACGCACCCAGGCUAUGAGGAAACGGCUCUGGGAGGACUGACCUUGAGUCUGAAGGGGUUGAACGAGAAGCGCAUCAAAGUGGUUAUAAACGGAGGAGCGUUGAAUCCCAAGGGUCUCGCGGAGAGGAUCCAGGAAAUGGUUGAUAGCGAGCGGUUGAGCUUAAAGAUUGCUUGGGUCUCUGGAGAUGAUCUCCUCCACAGGGCUGAUGAGCUCCUUUCCACGCAAGCAAAUCAUUUGGAUUCAACCAACCCAGAUAUCAAGAUUUCCCAGUCGACUCUCUGUUUCCUCAACGAUCGCAAGCAGAACGUUUUCAGCCAGCCACUCCUCAGCGCCAAUGCGUAUCUAGGAGCUCGCGCUAUCACCAAGGGUCUCCGAGAAGGAGCUGAUAUCGUCAUCUGUGGCCGUGUCUCUGACGCAUCCCCUGUGAUUGGUGCUGCGCAGUGGUGGCAUGGCUGGUCCGAUACAUCCUAUGAUGAAUUGGCAGGUGCAUUAGUCGCGGGUCAUCUAAUUGAGUGUUCCACUUAUUCUACGGGCGGCAACUUUGCUGGGUUCUAUAAAUAUUCGACGGAAGACCUGCUCGACUUAAGUCCUCCUGUUGCCGAGAUCGAUGCAAAAGGCGAAGCUGUAAUCACGAAAGCAGAGAAGCUUCGGGGUUAUGUGACCAAAGAUGUCAUCACAUGUCAGCUCCUCUACGAGCUCCAAGGUGAUAUAUACCUCAACAGCUGUGUGAAAGCUGAUCUGUCAGAGGUUUCCGUUGAGCAAGAAUCUGAAAACCGUGUACAUGUCAAGGGUGUUCGAGGACUUCCCCCUCCUCCGACCACCAAAUUUGCCGUGUUUUAUCAGGGCGGUUACCAGUGCGAGAUUACGAUCAAUGCUACGGGGUACGCUACGUCGAGAAAGUACGAUUUAUUCGAGGCCCAGAUGAAAUCAAAGUUGGAGGAGCUCGGCGUUCUUGACAAGCUGGAUGUGUUUGAGUUCCAGAGAGUCGGGAUUCCAGCCAAAAACCCCAGCCACCAGUUGCAAGCAACGACGUACCUCCGAAUGUUUGCCCAAGCCCUAGAAGAGGAGCCUCUGCGUCUCGUCGCAAAAGCCUACUGGUACUAUAUGAUGCAACACUUUGCUGGAUUCUGCUCUUCCAACGAUAUCCGAACCCUAGCCCCCCUGAGUUUCCCAGCCUUUUUCCCAGGCGUUGUCCAACAAUCCCAGCUCCAUGAAGCAGUUCACUUCCUCGGUGCAUCUCCCAAAUCAUUCGACGCCGGACAUCCUCCUGCAUACGAGGAACUGGCUGCUCGUCGUAACUACCAGCCUACUUCGCCCGUACCACUCUCCUCUUUCGGCGAGACAGCGUUCCGGCCCCUGGGGGAUGUGGCCCUUGCGCGCUCCGGCGACAAAGGCGCCAAUGUCAACAUCGGCCUCUUCGUCCACACCGACGACGAAUGGGACUGGCUUCGUAGCUUUCUCACCACGGACUGCCUCCAGCAGCUCAUGGGCGAGGACUGGAGGCCUGACUACUUUGUGGAGCGUGUCGAGUUCCCUCACCUGAAAGCGGUGCAUUUUGUGAUUUAUGGGCCUCUGGGUCGUGGCGUCAGUUCAUCUAGCCGGCUUGAUGCUUUGGGAAAGGCCUUUGCCGAGUUUAUUCGCGCUAGGUAUGUGCAUAUUCCGAAGAAGUUCCUGACACAGGUCAGGUCGGUGGAAUAGAUGACCGGUAGAUGGGAAUGAGUGAAUUGACCC
Exophiala viscosa is the source of this 2160-nucleotide messenger RNA. RefSeq lists its product as uncharacterized. The record is from RefSeq and is a predicted model, not a curated record. The transcript has 9 exons. The coding region runs from base 223 to 2127 and encodes 634 amino acids. NCBI's taxonomy places the organism in Eukaryota, Fungi, Ascomycota, Eurotiomycetes, Chaetothyriales, Herpotrichiellaceae.